Molecule: messenger RNA, 1254 nt
Organism: Diabrotica balteata
Lineage: Eukaryota; Metazoa; Arthropoda; Insecta; Coleoptera; Chrysomelidae
Source: the annotation of a GenBank genome assembly
AUGGCUCUUGUAGCCAGCUCCUGGCGAGAAACAUCCUUAGGUAACCCAGUGAGCCUGAACUCUUUGCCUAACGGUUUGAAUCCUUUACCUCAAACUAGUACUUUAACUCCUUUACCCACCAACAUUAAUCCUAUUAAUCUUGAAACAUCCGAUCCUUCGCUGAUCAAUCGACAAACGCCGUCACAAAACUCACAAAAUAGUAAUAACAGUGUAGAUAAGAACCAGAACAUUGAGUGUGUUGUGUGUGGGGACAAAAGUUCUGGUAAACACUACGGACAAUUCACAUGCGAAGGAUGCAAAUCAUUUUUUAAAAGGAGUGUUAGAAGAAAUUUAACGUACUCAUGUCGAGGGAGCCGGAAUUGUCCGAUAGAUCAACAUCAUAGAAACCAGUGCCAAUAUUGUCGUUUAAAAAAAUGUAUGAAAAUGGGCAUGCGAAGAGAAGCUGUGCAGCGUGGCAGAGUACCACCAUCGCAGCCUUCGCUUCCAGGUUUACCAAAUCAGUUCCUUAACUCAACAGACUCGAUGAAUACAUCUCUAAGCAACCACACGUACCUCAGUAGUUACAUAUCACUAUUAUUAAGAGCAGAGCCGUACCCUACAAGUCGAUAUGGUCAAUGUCUGCAAAGUAAUAACAUAAUGGGCAUUGACAAUAUAUGCGAGUUAGCGGCGCGGCUGCUAUUCUCAGCAGUAGAAUGGGCAAGGAAUAUACCCUUUUUUCCAGACCUUCAAGUAACUGACCAGGUGGCAUUACUUCGAUUAGUUUGGUCUGAGCUGUUUGUGUUAAAUGCCAGCCAGUGUUCCAUGCCCCUGCAUGUGGCGCCCCUAAUUGCUGCUGCAGGUCUUCAUGCAUCACCCAUGUGUGCAGACAGGGUUGUGCAAUUUAUGGAUCACAUUAGGAUAUUUCAGGAACAAGUAGAAAAAUUAAAAGUUUUGCAUGUAGAUUCGGCCGAAUAUUCCUGUUUGAAGGCUAUAGUACUUUUUACCACUGAUGCGUGUGGGUUAAGUGAUAUCGCUCAUAUCGAAUCCAUACAGGAAAAAUCCCAAUGUGCUCUAGAAGAAUAUUGUAGGUCACAAUAUCCAAAUCAGCCUACACGAUUUGGCAAAUUACUAUUGCGUUUGCCAAGUUUAAGGACAGUCAGUUCCGCAGUAAUAGAACAAUUAUUUUUUGUAAGGUUGGUUGGAAAAACUCCGAUCGAAACCUUAAUACGAGAUAUGCUUUUAUCUGGUAGUUCUUUUUCAUGGCCAUAUAUGUGA